Molecule: messenger RNA, 2346 nt
Organism: Aspergillus welwitschiae
Lineage: Eukaryota; Fungi; Ascomycota; Eurotiomycetes; Eurotiales; Aspergillaceae
Exons: 2
Coding region: 1-2346 (781 amino acids)
Source: RefSeq, a predicted model, not a curated record
AUGGCGUUCUUCCUCAUCUGUCCCCGUUUCAGAAAAUACUGGAAAGGCUCAGACUCGGACACAAGACACUCUUACAAAUUAGAUCCGGCUAAACCGUCACCAGAUGGCAAUCUAGAUGGGCAUUCCAAAGACAGAGAAGAUGUCGCACGCCCUGGUCAUCCCAGACGCUCCUCCGGUGGCUUGCCCGAUAGACUUCGUAGACGUUUUUCCCGACAAGCCAGAGACCAGCGUGUAAAGCCAAAGAAUGAUCGCAGAAAGUCUGGCUCCCCUGCCUUUCCAUUCUCUUCUAGAUUUGCCAGUCCUAGGGAAAGAGUAGCCACUCCAGAUGAAAUUGGGAGCAGCUUCAUGAGUGAAAGAGGAUAUGACAGCGACGCGCAGUUUAUAAGCACUCCCAAGCAGGUUAGCCACACCAGAGACCAUCCUUCUAAUCCACGCAUCCUUGAGGAUGCUGCUGUCUCUCCUUUGAGGCGCGAGAUGGCCCAGGGAAUGCCAUAUGUGCAAGCCCAUGGUCAAGACCUCGAAGACCUGGAGAGUGCACCAUGUGCGGACCCUACUCUAAGGGAAGAAUCGCAAUCUGCUCUCCGUUCGAAAAGCCAGGCGUCUUGCAUGACCCAAUCUUCCCAGGUCUCCUCCGUCUUCCGUGGCACAGAUGAUGGGAGCCGUCGAGUCAGGGUUGCAAGGCCUCAAAGAGGCAUGGCGGGCAGUCCAGUUCAAGGCAAGAUAAGAAAUGGACUUGCGUAUCCAAAACAACCAGGAUACCGGCCUCCCCUUCGAGCGGCUUCGCCUGAUCCUGGUAUACAUGGCUCGGGUUAUUCGAGUCCAGUAUCUCCUGUGCCAUUCUCGUAUACCACUUCUGCCGACUCUUUGGUUGGGCCAUCGCAGAUCUCGGUCAGGAAACGACGCCGGCAACCCGCCGUGGGCCCUAUACCAGACAAAUGCUCUGUUCAUCUUGGUAACUCAAAUCUCCCGACGACCUUGGCGGCCCGCUCAACGUCUCCUCAUAUGCUCUCUCCGAAACAAUCAUUCGAUGAAAACCGGUGGACCAACAAUACCGGGACGUGGAACGCACCCCAGCCCUUUCACGACUUCUCUGGGUUUGGAGCAGGAAAAGCACCAGAUACUUACGCAACAGGGCCAAGACCUAGAGGUCCGGUGAACCAGGCGUCCUCGUGCUAUUCUCAGAAGACCAGCCCGUCACCUACAGGUGAUCCGGUCGGCUCUAUAGAUAGACGGAUCCAGGAUCAGGCUAUCACUAUACAACCUCAAGAACCCAAUGCUUCUUUUAGUUAUUCCCCUCGAUCAUUGAAGUCGUCCCUGGUGAAUGCUCAUUAUGCUCCCAUUGCAGACCAUGAUGCGGAUAAAGCUGAAGCACAGAAAAGCAGGUUUGCCGAGGGAUUCGAGUCAGCCCGGUCAAUCAGCUCUCCUGCACAUGGCCAUAAUGACGCGGAUGCGGACCUUGCAUCGCCUCGCAAGGUGAGCGUUGGAUGGAUGUCGGGAGGCCGGCGACUUGGAUACGGAUACGCUCUGGUUCCUGCAAAUGACGGAGCCGAUGAACCUCCAAAAAGUCUCAAUCACAUUGGUUCCAGUGUUCCAGAAGCGACAGCUGUAGGUGUGAAUCUUCGAAGUGGAUUAUCAAGGUCCUUUGAGAAGGAGACUAUAGGACACAACAAGAAAACGUCCCCUAGAGCCGGUAAUCCCAGCUUCGAGCUAUCGAGCGUUGUGAGUCGCAUACGUCUUCGCAGCUUCUCUAGCGCGUUUAACGAAGGCUUGGGUGAACAGCUCAAAUCCUCAGUGCUAGAGAAAUUCUCCAAGCGAAAGAAGGAGCAGGUCGAUCCGGUUGCAGACAAUAUUGCUAAGAAUCCCUGGGACUUUUGCUCUUGGGUAGACCCAAACCAGCCUUCGAGCGAUCAACAGAGUGGACAUAAAAGCUCGUCAGUCUCGACCAAAAGUACCGAGGGGCAGCCUUUGGGUAGAUGGGCGACGUUGCGUCGUACAGGGAGUUUGUUGACCAAGGGCCGCAGCGUGUCGGCGAUUACGCGCGGACUUGAAUCCAAUUUGACUGCGAGGAUGACCAGUCCAGCCGGGCGAUACCCUGUGGCACGAAGAAAGGAGGGCCGCGUCCUCAAGUUCAAGGUCCUCGACCGUAAAAAUAGGGCUAAUAGUGCCGAUGAUGACGUGCCUAUUUUCUCCGCCGAAAACUUGCAUGGAACAGCCGGCUCAGAUGGUUUUCAGAACCAGGGGCAGGAACACGACCAACAGACUGUUCAGACAGGCACUCACAGGACGAAAAGGGAGCGGCAUAAUUCUUCAGACAAGACCGGUUCGGAGUCGAUCACAGAUGAUUAG